ACAAAUCAAAAUCAAGAUACAUUUGUGAGAGUGAUCACCUAAUAGGCCUUGUUGACAUUCAUUCAACAUGGACACAAAACUCAAGUCACUCACCUUGCUCACUCUUAUUCUUCUUGCUUCCUUGUUCUCCUCUUUGCUUCCUGAUUCAGAAGCCAGGCCAUUACCAGGUGAAGAUGGAAUUAUUGUUAGAGAAGUAAAUGGAGUGUUCAGGACAUUGAAGAGUUCUGGUCCAACACCUGGUGUUGGCCACAGGCUUAAAAAGCUUGAAAAUCUAGAAGGGGUGAAAGACUCUGGUCCAAGUCCUGGUGUUGGACACAAGCUUAAUAAGAAGCUUGAAAAUGUUGGAGAAAUGAAGGACUCUGGUCCAAGUCCUGGUGUUGGACACAAGCUUAAUAAGAAGCUUGAAAAUGUUGGAGAAAUGAAGGUCUCUGGUCCAAGUCCUGGUGUUGGACACAAGCUUAAUAAGAAGCUUGAAAAUGUUGAAGAAAUGAAGGUCUCUGGUCCAAGUCCUGGUGUUGGACACAAGCUUAAUAAGAAGCUUGAAAAUGUUGGAGAAAUGAAGGUCUCUGGUCCAAGCCCUGGUGUUGGCCACCCCAAGCUUCAAGAUGUUGGAGAAAUGAAGGACUCUGGUCCAAGCCAUGGUGUUGGCCACCCCAAGCUUCAAGAUGUUGGAGGGGUGAAGGACUCUGGUCCUAGCCCUGGUGAGGGGCACCAUAAGCUUCAAAAUCUUGGAGUGAUUAAGCAUUCUGGUCCUAGUCCUGGUCAAGGACACAAGCACAUCACCAACCACCACUUAUAAACUGAAAGUGUCCAUUCUUAUAUAUGUUUUUAUGUGCAUUAAUUUUACACUAAUGAUGGAUGUCAUUCUCAUUUUAACUAUAAGAUAGUUCAAGAAGUAUUAUUUUUAUGAUAAUGUAGUGCAUUAUGUAAUAAUGCUGAAGUACUUGUAACCUGCUAGUGCUCAAUGCAUGUAAUAAUGCCACUAAACUUGUUACUAAAUCAUAGAGAAAAGAAUACACAGU
Lotus japonicus is the source of this 1022-nucleotide messenger RNA. RefSeq lists its product as uncharacterized. Lineage: Eukaryota; Viridiplantae; Streptophyta; Magnoliopsida; Fabales; Fabaceae. The transcript has a single exon. Gene Ontology annotation, biological process: regulation of developmental process; innate immune response. The record is from RefSeq and is a predicted model, not a curated record. Bases 68 to 799 code for a protein of 243 amino acids.